CCUCGAACCGGCCCGAUGCCCAGCGAGCGGAAUAAGAAAAUUCUCAAGGGUCGGGCAGGCGCGCGAUUUCUGAAAUGUCCGACGGUAGCGGUUGUUCUGUAGUGCGGGAGGGGCAUUAAGGGGAAGCAAUGGCUGACGAUCUUCCAAGCUCCGCUCCUCUGAUCGUGCCUCCGGGCACCGCCUCGUCUUCCGGCCCCGUGAUGGACCGAGACACUAUCGAUCUUGAAGCUGGGCCUGGGGAACAGAUCCAAUGCAGAAUAUGCCUCGAAACUGACGGUCGUGAUUUUAUUGCUCCUUGUAAAUGCAAAGGUACUUCAAAAUAUGUUCAUCGUGAAUGCCUGGAUCAUUGGCGAGCUAUAAGGGAAGGAUUUGCCUUUGCUCAUUGUACAACGUGCAAGGCUCCUUAUCACUUGAGAGUGCAUGUUCCUGCAGAUAGGAAAUGGCGAACCUUGAAGUUUCGUUUCUUUGUUACCAGAGAUAUAUUAUUUAUCUUUGUUGCUGUUCAAAUUGUAAUCGCUUCCUUAUCAUAUUUUGUAUAUUUUGUUGAUAGCCAUGAGCAUGAAUGGCUGCGGUUGACCUGGCAUUUUGAUAGCAGAAUCAGCUUCUAUUACAUAUGUGGUGCAUUAUUGUUUUUUGCAUUGUUGGGGUUGUCUGGCUGCUUCAUAACUUGUUAUGACCGACGUGUACGCAAUGAUCUUGCCCAACCAUGUAGGGAAUUGUGCCUCUGUUGCUGCCAUCCUGGAGUUUGUACAGAUUGCCAUUUGCCGGGUACGCUGUGCAUGUGGACUGAUUGUGCUACUUGCUUUGAAAGCUGUGCAAGUACAGCUGGUGAAUGUGGAACAUGCUUAGGAGGAGCUGGUGAAGCUGGUCUUCCCAUAGUGAUUAUUGUGGGAAUAAUUAUUUUAGGACUAUUCACAGUGAUUGGCAUAUUCUACAGUGUUCUUGUUGCGACAAUGGUUGGCCAGAGGAUCUGGCAGCGUCACUAUCAUAUACUAGCCAAAAGAAUGCUAACAAAAGAAUAUGUAGUGGAAGACGUAGACAGUGAACAGACAGGAUCUGAUUGGUGUCCCCCAACACUUCCUCCUGAACAUGUUCAACAGUUGAAGUCACUUGGAUUGCUGUAAUUCCUACUAUGAUCAGUUUGAGGCUUUCUUCGUCGAGGAAAUCAAGUCUUACCCUGGUGUAGUUCUGUAGAUCGACCAUGAGGUGCACUAAUAUUUUAUGCAUGAUAUAUCUGUGACUGUAUCACUAAUGGUAUCUGUCGCAUUGGUACCAUUUAUAGCUGAUGAAACAGCUUAAAAUGAUACUAUCAAGGUGUCAAUCAAUCAUGUAAAAAAUGUCACAUCUAGUGGCUCCCGUCUGAUAAGCGUGCGUUUGAUAUUUAAUGGGCUUGUCUUUUGUAAAUGUGCCACAUAUGAAUCACAAACAGUUAACUUGUGUAAUUCACUUGCAUGUGGGUUUGCCGUCAUC
Messenger RNA from Nymphaea colorata (pocket water lily), 1470 nucleotides. RefSeq lists its product as uncharacterized. Bases 129 to 1124 code for a protein of 331 amino acids. The record is from RefSeq and is a predicted model, not a curated record. The transcript is spliced from 7 exons. Gene Ontology annotation, molecular function: zinc ion binding. Lineage: Eukaryota; Viridiplantae; Streptophyta; Magnoliopsida; Nymphaeales; Nymphaeaceae.